AUGUCAGAGUACGUAGGCAGAACGGUGGCCAAGACCUUUCCCGGCUACGGGAAGAAGAAGUUCAAGGGCAGUGUCACAAGUGUCAAGCAUGUUGAUGGCGUACCGCUGUUUGAGAUCCACUACGAGGAUGGUGACCAAGAGGAGUUGGAGCUUUUUGAGCUGAAGCGCGUUCUGAUGCCGGAGAGCAAAGCGGGUGCCAAGCGCAAGGCAGCGGAGCCCGACACAGCUGUCGAGGAGCCUGCAGCGGCAGUGCACGAGGAGGCAGGUAGAAGCGGCGGCAGUGCUGGAACCAGCAAGGACAAGGCCAAGGCAGCAGCUGCAAGAAGCCUGCAAACAGAGCUGCCAGCCAACAGCGUGGAUGAGGCACAGCUCAGGGGAGUGGUGGAGGAGGUGGCGGCGCGGAGCACGGCGAUGGAGGUGGAUGUGGUGCGGCACCCGCUAACAACCGACCAGGCAGCAGACGAGCCCAAGUGCUCGCGGGCCGUCACCUGCGGCAGCAUCUGCUACAUCUCCGCCAUCCUGCCCUCAGGGGGGAAGGUGGUGGCCGAGGAUGCACAGGAGGAGGCAGUGUCAAAAGAGUACAAGGCUCAGUCUGAAGAUGUGCUGGAUCAGCUGGAUGCGGCGCUGCAGGAUGUGGGCAGUAGCCGCGACCACCUGGUCAGCCUGACCGUGCUGCUCAAGGAUAUCGUCGCGGGGCGGGAGCCCUUUGCGGCAACCUGGAAGGGCUGGUGCAGCCGCUUGGCGCUGCCGGCGCUGACGGUGCAGGAGAGCUAUCUCGGCACGGAGGAGAUGCUGGUCGCAGUGUCAGCCAUCGCAGCGGUUCCCAAGCAGCAGUAUGUGUGA
This is a messenger RNA of Chlorella variabilis, 843 nucleotides long. RefSeq lists its product as hypothetical. NCBI's taxonomy places the organism in Eukaryota, Viridiplantae, Chlorophyta, Trebouxiophyceae, Chlorellales, Chlorellaceae. The record is from RefSeq and is a predicted model, not a curated record. The transcript is spliced from 5 exons. Bases 1 to 843 code for a protein of 280 amino acids.